Molecule: messenger RNA, 2055 nt
Organism: Nematolebias whitei (Rio pearlfish)
Lineage: Eukaryota; Metazoa; Chordata; Actinopteri; Cyprinodontiformes; Rivulidae
Gene: tmem260
Product: transmembrane protein 260
Exons: 16
Coding region: 1-2055 (684 amino acids)
Source: RefSeq, a predicted model, not a curated record
AUGCUUUUGGAGCGCAAAGGAAGCUGGAUUUUGACUGGAACUGUCGUUGCCUGUAUUACGGCGUUGUACGUGCCCUGUGUGCAGAGGACUGUCCCUGGCGGAGACUCAGGAGAGCUGAUCACCACUGCCUGUGAGCUGGGGGUGGCUCAUCCUCCAGGAUAUCCACUUUUCACCCUCCUGGCUCGCCUGUCCAUGAGUUUACUGCCGUCCUCCUCACCAGCCCACAGUGUGAACCUGAUGAGCAGCCUUCUGGGGGCUGCAGCUUGUGGCUGCCUCUGCAUGACAGUCUGCAGGUUAACCGGUCCUGGACCGGGUGCUGUCUUGGCUGCAGGGCUGUUUGCUUUUUCCCGGCUCAGCUGGCAGUGGUCAAUGGUGGCGGAGGUCUUCACCCUCAACAACCUGUUCGUUGGCCUUCUCUUCUCCCUGACCUCCAGUUUUCACUGCGCUGAAAGCUCCACGCGCAGGAGGAAGAUUGCUCACUGGGGGGCGUUGUGCUGCGGCUUGGGGCUCUGUAACCAGCACACCCUGGUUCUGUAUGUGCUGGUCAUCAUUCCCUGGGUCCUGUAUCAGCUUUCUGCUCUAAAGGAGCUCUCGUUUCGUGAUCUUGUGUCUCUGGGUUUGUGUUUUCUGGCUGGUUUUCUGCCGUACGUUUACCUUCCCGUCUCAUCCUACCUCAACACCGCCCGCUGGAGCUGGGGGGACCAGACCACCCUGUCAGGUCUGCUGGCCCACCUGCUGAGGGCCGAGUACGGCACGUUCAGUCUGGCAAAGACGGAUACAUCUGUGACCCUGAGCAGAAUGUUACAGGCUCAGCUGGACCACUGCCUGGAAGAACUUUCUCCCCCCGUUUUGGUUCUGGCAGGACUCGGCCUUCUCCUCUCCUCCCGGGACAGGACGUGCAGCUCAGUGUCCCGCAUGUUGACUGCCAUGCUGCUGCUCUAUUCUCUGUUUUUCGCUUGGAGAGCCAACCUGGACAUUAGCAGACCUUUACUGCUUGGAGUGGUUGAGCGUUUCUGGUUGCAGAGCGACGCAGCGGUGUGUGUGCUGGCUGGCCUCGGCUUGAGUCACACCCACACCGAGCUGGGCAGGAAGCUGGGACGUGGGGGUCUGUGGAAGACCAUCAGCUGGGUCUUCACUUUAGGUCUGCUGGCACAUAUGGUGCGCACCAAUCACAGGGAGUGCGAUCAGAGCAGGAACAGCGUGGUGGAGAGGUUCGGCGGGGAGCUCCUGGCCUCCGUCCCAAAAGACUCCCUCAUCCUGACCAGAGGAGACCUGCCAGGAAACUCUCUUCGUUACUUACAUUACUGCCAGGGCAUGAGGGCGGAUGUCUGCCUGGUCGACCAGGAGAUGAUGACAUAUUCUUGGUAUGUGUCAAAGCUGGCUCAGCACCUCCCCGGGGUCCACUUUCCUGGUCUCCAGUGGGACGUGGUCCACUCUGAGGACAAGAAAACCUUCAAUCUCGAGCAAUUUCUGUCUCACAACACACAAAAGGAUGUGUUUGCCUGCAUUGGGCUGCCUGAUGGAGACCCAAGCUGGGAGCGUAGUUUCUCUCGUUGGCCCUUCGGCGUGUGCGACUACCUGGUUCCUGUUAAGAAGCAGUUUCACCCUGAAGAGUGGGUUCAACGCACUCGAAACAUCUACAACUGGAGCGAGCCGCACAGCAGUUUCCAUCCUGCAUCUUGGGAGCGUGUGGCUAACGAGGAGAUGUGGCAAGCCAGGAUGAAGACGGCUUUCUUUCUGUUUGACCUGGCAGACAAGAUGCAGGCGGAGGGGAGAGCUCGCCUCUAUGAGCUGUCCUACACCCUGUAUGCAGACAUCGUGAGGGCCCACUCACACUAUCCUCCGAACUGGGACAAGAACCUGGCUCUGGCCUGUGAGCGGCUGCUCCGCUCGGGUCACCAGGGUUACAGCGCGGACGUCCUGCUGACCUGCAGCAUUCAGCACUUCAGUCUCUACAUAGAGAAGGACCCCACUGACCCCCAGGCACCGGCCAUCCGAUCGGCCAUUACUCACCUGCGCAAGGAGAGAGACAGACUCCAUCAGAGCUGGACAUGA